UUGAUUUGCUGAACUGUCACUCUAGCCCGCCGAAUUAAGGUUAUAGUGGUAAAAAUGAGUGUCUGCAAUAUUUUGAGUAAAAGUUUUCUAAAACAAAAUAUUAGAAAUUUGACUGCACCCAGUUACCAGGCGCUGCGAACUUAUUGCGCGAAUGUGACCACAGAAAACGAUGAAGCGACUCCCAAAGGAGGAUUCGCGAAGGCAUUCGAAAAAUACACAGCACCUGAAGUGCCUGAACCGAAAGAAGAACAAACAUUCGCCUCCUUGCUGAGGAACUCGAAGUUUAUUGAUCUUGGAGACCCUGAGGGUAAGGUGGUGACUGGUAGGAUAUUCCAUGUUGUGGAGGACGAUCUUUACAUUGACUUUGGCUGGAAGUUCCAUUGCGUGUGCCCGCGUCCUGCGAAGAACGGAAGUGAUUACGUCCGAGGUGCUAGAGUGAGGCUGCGGGUGAAAGAUUUGGAGCUGUCUACAAAAUUCUUGGGCUCAUCAAAGGACUUGACAAUAUUAGAAGCUGAUUGCCAGUUAUUGGGGUUAAUUGGAAGUCGUCCUAAGAAAGUGUAAUUUCAAAGAUGCUUGUUAGAUUUUGUUUUUCUUUAAUAAAAAAAUUAUAAGAAUAG
Molecule: messenger RNA, 617 nt
Organism: Hermetia illucens (black soldier fly)
Lineage: Eukaryota; Metazoa; Arthropoda; Insecta; Diptera; Stratiomyidae
Gene: mRpS28
Product: 28S ribosomal protein S28, mitochondrial
Exons: 3
Coding region: 55-561 (168 amino acids)
Cellular component (GO): mitochondrial small ribosomal subunit
Source: RefSeq, a predicted model, not a curated record